Molecule: messenger RNA, 1014 nt
Organism: Epinephelus fuscoguttatus (brown-marbled grouper)
Lineage: Eukaryota; Metazoa; Chordata; Actinopteri; Perciformes; Serranidae
Product: protein limb expression 1-like
Exons: 6
Coding region: 1-1014 (337 amino acids)
Biological process (GO): autophagosome maturation
Cellular component (GO): cytoplasm
Source: RefSeq, a predicted model, not a curated record
AUGAGGAUGAGUAAAGUGGAAGUGGAGGAGAGCAUCAUGUCAUACCUGUCGCAGAGCGAGACUGACACUAGCCCCACAGACUUGAAUGUGGUUGCCAUGCUCCAUCACUUCUGGGAGCAGAGGCAGACAGCUCAGUUGAAUGGUUCCUCCAGUGAAUCAGAUGGUUCUGCUGGGGACGCUGCCAUCCAGACAGAGAGCCUGCUGCUGUAUGAGUCUGCACCGUCCCCCGGUCCUCCGUAUGUCUGCUAUGUCACUCUGCCUGGAGGAAGCUGCUUUGGUAACUAUAAGGUGUGUGACACCCAGGCAGAGGCUCGGAGGGAUGCAGCUCGCGUGGCCCUGAUGAACUCACUUGUGAACGAGCUGCCGUGUCGACGCAUCAACCUUCAGUUCAUCACUCAGAGUUUGCAGCAGGCGGCCACAGACAGUGCUGUCUCUAUAGAAGAUGCUUGUGACUCAAGCACCAGUAUAGGAACCUACAGUUUGCUGCUCCACUCCUACAUAGGAAGGACCAUGCUGGAGUUCCAGGAGAUGAUGACAAUUUUCCAGUUGUUGCAGUGGAACGGGACUCUGAAGGCUUUGAGGGAAAGGCAGUGCUCUCGGCAGAGUGUGAUUUCCUAUUACUCUCAGCGAGGACUCGAUGAGUACAUGCGCAGCAGCAUGGCUCUGGAUUGGCUUGGACGGGAGCAGAGGUCACCAGGGCUACUCGGGGAGGAGCUGCAGGUGGCACAGAGGGAGCUGGUGUUGGCCCGCCGUCGAGGCAUUGAGCUGCGCUUCUACAAGGAAAAGACAGAGAUCCUCAGCUUGGCCCUGAGUCAGGCAUACAUUCACCACACACCUGAGGCCUUCAGCGAGGCGCCAAGUCACACAUACAAGCAAGAACAACUUCCUUUACACACAUUUUACAGCCAGAACACAGGAGUCCAGAUAACCCCACCCUGCAGUCCAUCAGCAACCCUCCAUAAAAGCACAAAACAAACAGUGUGUCAAACCUCUGGUAAAUAUAUGCCCUCCUAA